AAAAUCGGCAACUCAAGGCCCAGAAAACGGCCGUUGAAGAUAAACUGCUACUGUAGCUCAGGCGUAAUUCAUGGCUUCUCUUGCGUUGAACCAGCAGCAGCUUCUCUGCUUCUCAAGUUCAAGAUCAAGAGCAAAGACGCGGCCAUGGCUUCCGCACAAAGUGACCCUUUUGAAUUCUCGAAAGAAAGUUCAUAUCUUUCAGGUGUCUUGCUCUUCUUCGACUUCUCAGUCCCCUGAUGCCAACACACAGACUGCAGAGUCAUGCGUUAAUCUGGGCCUCUCCCUCUUCUCCAAAGGACGGGUUAAAGAUGCGUUAGUGCAGUUUGAAACAGCACUUAGUUUAGAUCCAAGCCCUACGGAAGCUCAAGCUGCUCUCUAUAAUAAAGCCUGUUGUCAUGCUUACAGAGGGGAAGGAAAGAAAGCUGCUGAUUGUCUACGUACUGCUUUGGGAGAAUAUAACCUCAAAUUUAGCACAAUUUUAAAUGAUCCAGACUUGGCCUCCUUUAGAGCAUUGGCUGAAUUCAAGGAAUUACAAGAAGAGGCUAGGCUGGGUGGGGAAGAUAUAGGCUAUGGUUUCCGAAGAGAUCUCAAACUCAUCAGUGAGGUGCAGGCCCCAUUCCGUGGGGUUAGGAGAUUUUUCUAUGUGGCAUUCUGUGCAGCUGCAGGGAUUUCAACAUUUUUCACUAUACCCAGGCUACUUAGUGCUAUUAAAGGUGGUGAUGAUGCUCCUGAUCUUUGGGAAACUGCUGGCAAUGCUGCCAUUAAUAUUGGAGGUAUCAUUGUUCUUGUGGCAUUAUUUUUCUGGGAUAACAAGAAAGAGGAGGAGCAAAUUGCACAAAUAUCCCGAGAUGAAACACUAUCCAGGUUACCAUUGCGCCUUUCCACUAAUCGGGUUGUUGAACUUGUGCAGCUACGAGACACUAUUAGACCUGUUAUUUUAGCUGGUAGUAAAGAGACUGUUUCAUUGGCUAUGCAAAAAGCAGAGAGAUUCCGAACUGAGCUCCUCAGACGAGGUGUUCUCCUUGUUCCUGUCAUAUGGGGUGAAGGUAAAGAAACACAAGUGGAGAAGAAAGGUUUUGGUGUUUCUCCAAAGGCAGCAACUGCCCUUCCUUCAAUUGGUGAAGACUUUGAGAAACGAGCUCAGUCCAUAAUUGCCAAAUCAAAAUUGAAAGCUGAAAUUCGAUUUAGGGCUGAGGUCGUAUCACCUGCAGAAUGGGAAAGGUGGAUAAGAGAUCAACAAAAGUCAGAAGGAGUUACUCCUGGAGAGGAUGUGUACAUUAUAUUGCGCCUAGAUGGUCGAGUUCGAAGAUCAGGAAAAGGCAUGCCUGAUUGGCAGCAAAUAGUAAAGGAGCUGCCACCAAUGGAAGCAUUUCUCAGCAAACUAGAAAGGUAGAAUUUCACUUUCAAGGGUGACUCAACUGAUUACGAACUUGAGAUUAUAAAUUAAAGAUCUUAUGUUUGAACCUUCAGUAGAACAGGAAGGGAUUUGGAAAAAGAAGAUGAUUAUCUCCUCUUGUAUAUUUCAACGUCAGAUGUACUAAAAAUAAAAAUAAUAAUAAAAAAAAUUUUCUGGU
Messenger RNA from Rubroshorea leprosula, 1574 nucleotides. Lineage: Eukaryota; Viridiplantae; Streptophyta; Magnoliopsida; Malvales; Dipterocarpaceae. The record is from the annotation of a GenBank genome assembly.